AUGAUCCCGAGAACCUCCUUUGCGAGAACUGCCCAGCAAGCCGCUCGGCGACCCUGCAGCGUCCAGUCCCUGCAGCGCCGUGGCUUCGCUGCCGUUGCUUCCACAGGUGCCUUCGAGACCUCGGACGUCUCUGGCCUCAAGGUUGCUUCCCGAGACACCCAUGGCCCUACGACGAAGCUUGCCAUUGUGGCCAAAGCCGGUACCCGCUUCCAGCCGCUGCCUGGCCUGACCAUCGGUCUUGAGGAGUUUGCCUUCAAGGCAGGUCAACCGCUCACCUUGAGGCGACCCAACACCCAACGACGAUCCGCCCUGCGUAUUACGCGCGAAUCUGAGCUUCUUGGCGGUCAAUUGUCGGCGUCGCAUACCCGAGAGGCUCUCGUUCUCGAGGCCAGCUUUCUCCGUGAGGACCUGCCGUACUUUACCGAGCUGUUGGCCGAGGUGGUGUCCAUGACGAAGUAUACGACUCAUGAAUUUCACGAGGAGGUCGAGAGGGUUCUGCAGCUCAAGCAGGCCGCCGCCAACGCCGACGUUCAGGCUCUGGCCCUCGACAAUGCCCACGCCGUCGCUUUCCAUACCGGUCUCGGUGCCCCUGUCUAUCCUUCGUUGUCGACCCCCUAUCAGAAGUACCUGAACGAGGAGUACAUUGCCAGCUACGCCGACGUCGUCUAUGCGAGACCCAACAUUGCCGUCGUGGCUGAUGGUGCCUCUUCCGAGUCCCUUUCGAAGUGGCUCGGUCAGUUCUUCAAGGAUGUCCCGGCUACAUCGCAGAGUGGCCAGAGCCUCAAGAUCGAGACGUCCAAGUAUCAUGGCGGUGAGCAGCGGACGAACCAUGCCGGUGGAAACUCGAUGGUAAUCGCCUUCCCCGGCUCCGACAGCAAGGGCUCGAAGCCCGAGAUUGCCGUCCUUGCGUCCCUCUUGGGCGGCAAACCUACCAUCAAGUGGUCUCCAGGCUUCAGCCUGGUCUCCAAGGCCACCGCUGGAUCUGCUGGCCUCUCCAUCUCCUCCUCCAACCUGGCCUACUCUGACGCUGGCCUCCUCGCCGUUCAAAUCUCCGGCCCUGCCGCCUCCGUCCGCAAGGCUGCCGAGGACACUGCCGAGGCCCUGAAGCGCGUGGCCGAUGGCUCAGUUACCAAAGACGAUGUCACCAGGGCAAUUGCCAACGCCAAGUUUGAGGCGUUGGAGCAUUCGCAACUGCGUGGACCCAGCAUGCUCCUUGCCGGAUCAUCCCUUGUCAGCAACGGAAACCUGUCCGAUCUCACUGCUCUGGCCAAGGGCAUUGACUCCGUCACUGCCGAAAAGCUGAAGACUACCGCCAAGGCUCUCUUGGAUGGAAAGGCUACUGUCUCGACUGUCGGUGACCUGUUUGUGCUGCCGUAUGCUGACGAGAUCGGUCUGCGGGUGUAG
Messenger RNA from Drechmeria coniospora, 1404 nucleotides. RefSeq names its product ubiquinol-cytochrome-c reductase complex core protein 2. NCBI's taxonomy places the organism in Eukaryota, Fungi, Ascomycota, Sordariomycetes, Hypocreales, Ophiocordycipitaceae. The record is from RefSeq and is a predicted model, not a curated record. The transcript has 4 exons. Gene Ontology annotation, cellular component: mitochondrion. Gene Ontology annotation, molecular function: metal ion binding. The coding region runs from base 1 to 1404 and encodes 467 amino acids.